Arachis ipaensis is the source of this 245-nucleotide messenger RNA. The record is from RefSeq and is a predicted model, not a curated record. NCBI's taxonomy places the organism in Eukaryota, Viridiplantae, Streptophyta, Magnoliopsida, Fabales, Fabaceae.
AGUAUAAGACAGGCAAUGGACGCUGUUGAUUCAGUGUUGGAACCUCUCAAAGAAUUCUCCAAGGACAGCGUAAGGCUCGUCAACCGUUGCCAUAAACCCGAUCGCAAAGAAUAUUUCAAGGUAGCUGUUAGUACUGCAAUCGGAAUCAUGGUUAUGGGAUUCGUUGGCUUCUUCGUCAAGCUCAUCUUCAUUCCCGUUAACAACAUCAUCGUCGGAUCUGGUUAGGAUGAUGAUGACAGCCACAA